Trichomonas vaginalis G3 is the source of this 3198-nucleotide messenger RNA. Its product is annotated as protein kinase protein. Gene Ontology annotation, molecular function: protein kinase activity; ATP binding. The coding region runs from base 1 to 3198 and encodes 1065 amino acids. The transcript has a single exon. Gene Ontology annotation, biological process: protein phosphorylation. The record is from RefSeq and is a predicted model, not a curated record. NCBI's taxonomy places the organism in Eukaryota, Parabasalia, Trichomonadida, Trichomonadidae.
AUGACAGAUUUAUCUAACCAGCAAAUUAGUUCUGUCAUUGCUGCAGUUAAGAAAGUAGUUAGCCUAUCUUCAGAAGUUUGCAUAUUCUGCAACUCAAUUAAGCUACUUUCUGAUCAAAUCGAAGCUUUUUUAAUCGAUUUUCAGAAUUCUUUUAACAAAAACCCUAACCUAAUACAAAAGAAAUACAUGCGCCAGCUUCAGGAGUUUUUAUUGCAUUACAGCUCCGUUUUAGGACAUCUUACAUCAGAAAAAUGGAUUCAGCCAGCACUGAACUGGCCAACAGACUACGUUUUCAAGUAUAUUGAAGGCUUGAGAACUAGUUUAAUAGCAUUAGCAAAGCAUAUAAACGUUCCUUUCGACAAAUUAGAAUCAAAUUCGGAUCAAAUAGAAGUCAAUAAGUUUAAUGACUUAACCGACAUGAAAGCUUCACUACAAAGAUUAAUGUCUCAAAUGGCAGUUAACGAUGUUGUUGGCAUUCAAAAGCAAAUUCAAAAUAAAAUCAUCGAAAUUGGACAAUUAGUACUUAAUUCCAAAAUAGAGCAUUCUCUUUCAAGUUCUCUACAAUCUAGCAAAGCACAAGAGAUGGACGAACGCGAUAUUUCGGAUUUAUUAGUAAGAUUUAAAUCAAUCAACAUUCCAAUAGACGAUUUACAGAUAGAAAACCAAAUUGGUGUUGGCGGAUUUGGUAAAGUAUACAGAGCCAUUCGAAUAUCAACCAGCGAAAUACUUGCAGUCAAAGAAUUACGAUCUGAUAGAAUAUCCACAAAUUCAUGGUCCUCUUUAUACGCCGAAGUCGAAACCAUGGCAUCAGUACACCAUAAGAAUGUAUUAGAACUCGUUGGAGCCCACAUAAACGAACCUUACAGAAUAAUCACGAGAUUUUGUCCCGGAAGAAGUUUAUUUGAUCGAUUACACCGUUCCACUCAUGAAUACAAGACUCUCACAGGUACAGAACUCACUAUCAUUGCACACCAAGUAGCUCAAGGCAUGUGCUAUCUCCACAAACUCGGAAUUGUCCACAGAGAUUUGAAAACUUUGAACAUUUUGUUGUAUCAAGACAACACAGCUUGUGUUGCCGAUUUCGGAUUGUCAGGGAUGGUCAAAGAGAACCAGGAAUUAUAUGGCGGUGUAGGUACACCACACUACACGGCUCCUGAAGUAUUAAUGCAUAUGAAAUACGGUCCGAAUGUUGAUACUUAUUCAUAUGGAGUUGUUUUAUGGGAAAUGUUGACGAAAAAACUUCCUUACGGUGAUAUGAACCAUAUGGCAAUUUACGAGCAUGUUGUGACAAGAGGCUGGAGAUUAACAAUACCUCAGGAUACUCCUGAACCUCUUAAAAAGCUUAUACAAAGAUGUUGGAGUAGAGAUCCAAAUGAAAGACCUGAUUUCAAUGAAAUAGAAAGAUUGUUUGAUCGUCAUGAGGUUUAUUUCCCUGGUUCUGAUCUAGAGAAAAUCAAACAACUAAAGAAUGAUUUCGUGGCCCCUCCAAUGAAUCUCGAAUACGCUUUGAAAGUCCUCAAAAACGCAAACAAUGAACAUUUUUCAAGUGUCGCGUAUUUUGUGGCAGAAAAUGCCGAUAAAACGGUUAUUUCUAAACUUCGUGAUGGAGAUGUAUUUAAUUCUAUCAUGACAGCGAAGAAUAACAUUGAUGCAGCUCUUCUUCUUGCGGGAACAUUGUUUACGACAAGUGAACUUUCAACGUUUAUGAGUCAUGGCGCGAAAACAAUGUUAAAAAAAUGUAUACAAAACCAACAAAUUAUUGCAGCUGUCAGAUUUUGUUUGAAGUUGCCUUUGAAUCUCCUUGAAGACCUCAAAAGUGUUUUCAUCCCACAGAUUGUUUCUUUCAUCAAAACUGGAUCUAAUCAUUUGAAAAAUUACAUUUUGCAGCUACUUUCUAAGAUAAAGAAUUUGGAUCCUUACUUGAAUGACAUUGCCCCUGUGAUCAUUGACAUGUACAAGACAGUUAAUGACCAACAAACAUUCGAUGCAAUAGAAAUUCUCUUAGAAAGAUGCAAAUUCGUAAUGAAAGUCGACCAAAUUCGGCCGUUUUACGAUUUGUUGACAUCAGGAUUUGUUGUUUCUUCUGAUUUCGUCAGAAUUCUUAUUGAAGCAAGUGAUGAAUCAUAUUACCAUUAUUUGGUUUUGAAUUGUUUGAAAGCACUUUCAAAAAGUGACACAACCGAUGUUUUCAUUCAAUUUUUGAUAAAAUUGGAUUUGAAAACUUUUGAAAAAAUGAAAGAAUUUGAUGAUUUCCUUCCAACAUUAGAUAAUUUGAUUUCCAAUUAUAGGAUAACAAAAUGUCCAUUAGUUGUUCUGUUUCAGAUAUCUCAGAUCCAUGAUUUUUGCUAUUUAUUAAGUGAUUCUCCUGUUCUUCAUUCUCUUCUACAAACAAUGAAAGGAAAUGAGAAACAGAUAUUGCAUAUUUUGACGUAUCUUUGUGCGGAUGAAAACUUUUGCCAAAAUACAAAAUACAUGGAUAAUAUUUUACAAAUUUUAGUUGAUUUGAUUUCGAGAAAAUAUUAUCUAAAUGAUGCUGUUAGAGUUAUCUGUGCUUUGUCACAACAUAAAGUUGGAUGCCAGAUAUUAACAGAUAAUGGUAUUUUGGACAUUUUCUCGCAGUUGUUUUUGGCUCCACAGUUUGGAGAUACUUCAAGAGCUUUGGCAAUUUUCAGAAAUUUGUCAGAAAACAAAACAACAAUUCCUCAAUUGUCAUUGAUUGUUUCAUGCCUCAUGCAGGAUCUAAAUGAUGCUCCUGAUGAUCAGAAACCAGAGAUCUUCCAAACAAUGAUUUCUUUGAUCAAUUUAAGACCGGAUUGCGUGCAAGAACAUGAUAUUCAAAAUGUGAUUUUGGAACAAACAUCUAUUUCUUCACCUCCUAUUAUGGUUUUACUUUCUUUGAGACUGUUAAAUACUUGUCAUUUGUCUGUUCUUCAGAACUCUUACCAAGUAAUAAUUAAUAAAGUAAGAGAGCUGUUGAAUAUCGAUGAAGUUUAUCCUGAAAUUGUUUUGGAAGCUUGCAAAUUGUUGAAAACAUUGUCAAUGAAUAUUGGCAUCAGUGAUUUCAUGGCUAAAAUACAGAUUGCAAGGUAUUUGUCAGAUAUCGAAGCUUUGGACACUGAAGGAGUUCUUUCUCCUGAAUUUAGAGAAUACCAGAAUUUCUUUUUAUCACCAAAGAAAAUUGGUUCAAUAAGAAACUAA